Molecule: messenger RNA, 1746 nt
Organism: Spodoptera litura
Lineage: Eukaryota; Metazoa; Arthropoda; Insecta; Lepidoptera; Noctuidae
Biological process (GO): regulation of membrane potential; potassium ion transmembrane transport
Cellular component (GO): plasma membrane
Molecular function (GO): voltage-gated potassium channel activity
Source: RefSeq, a predicted model, not a curated record
AUGAACGAACACGGCGAUUACUACAAUUCGUAUUUUCAUCACACCUGCGUCGUCAUCCCUGAGAAGGAUGUCCUGGAAACGGACAUUAUUGGAACCGGGUGUGUGGCCCGCUUCCAGCGCUGGUGGCAGGACCUGUUCCUCCUGUCUUACACCUCAGGGAAAUGUAGAGGUUUCUACGCCAGCUCCCACGCCAUCAGAGUAGAAAGAUUCAGACAAUUCCGCAAAUACAGGAGUCGUAUCCAUCCGAUGAGCAAAUUCAAAAACUUCUGGGACUUUCUGAUGUUGCAAGUGUUUAUCGUGAACAAGUUACUAUUCAGAUUCCUGUCCUCGUUUAUAUUCGACAGUAUGUCGAUAUACUCUUAUUACCUAGGAGCUUUCCUAGAAUUGAUUAUCAUCAUGGACCUAUACGUAAGCCUGAAGACUGGAUAUAUCAACCACGAAGCUAAGCGCGUAGUCUUGGACUCACACGACUCGUUACUUCACUUCUGCACUUAUAAGAUGUUCUUGCACGUCGCGUCUGCUACACCCCUGCACUGGUUCAUGUUUCUCAAAUACGGAACUAACAUCAAAUGUGGCUUGUGUAAAGCGAACAAAUUCAUUUGUGUCCUGAAGAUCAUUAGUGUAUUCAGUCUCUACCGGGUUUAUGAAACAUCCACUUUCUGGACAGAAAAACUUCAUACUGCGAGCAAAAUUCAAUAUAAAUACCUCUUCAAGUUCUUAAGGAUCGGAGUGAUUGGUAUGAUGACUAUGUGCCAAUAUUAUGAUAUAAGUGAUGUCGCCAUUUUGCUUGUAGCUUUCCAUACGGGCAGCGUAGAAGAAACCUCGUUGUUGGGGAUUAGAACCAACUUCAAGUAUGGAAACGUUACAAUGCAACUGUCUACGAACUACUUCUACGUUUGUUAUGAGAUUAAUAGAAUUUUCAAGUCGUUGCAGUUAUUUAGUUACGGUAUCAGAGAAAAAGUAUACUAUUUGGAUAAAAUAACUGCGUUGCUGGGGUACGCUCUCGCGACGUUCUUUUAUUUUUGGAGUUUUAAGGAAUGUUUCUCCUUGAUUAAUACACUAAUUCACCCUAAAGACUUACACAUGAAACUGCGGUGCAGAGCCCUGACGAUGUUGUCGACACGCCAAAUAUCUAAUGAACUAAGUUCCAGGUUACAAAAAUACUUCAAGUAUGGACCGACCAAACCGCACAUAAUCGAAAAGACAAAUAAGUUGUAUAUGAACAUGCCAAAUGUUCUGAAGAAUGAAAUUAAGUUACACUCGUAUAUGAAGUACAUGAUGAGAAUUCCUUAUUUCUGUCAAGUACCGCUGCCGCUGUUAGAGGAGAUAGUAUUACUGUUGAGAAAAGAAAUAUAUAUGAGUAACGCCAUCAUAACACAAGCAUUGGUUCCAGCUGAAGGGUUGAUGAUAGUGGAAAAUGGGGAGCUCGCGGUGUACUCAAAUGAUGAAAAAGAAGAGGGACAUCUGAUAGAUGGAGACUACUUCGCGGGACUGUCUCUGGUCACAGUCAACGAACGCUGUUUGUCUUUCGUGGUCUCCAUCAGAGCUUGUUCAAUACUGCUGCUCGAGAAAAAGAGAUUUCGCGAGCUGAUGAAGAAGCAUGUGAAGUAUUUUUGGCAAAUAAAAACGCAGAUUGUGGAGCAUUAUAAGAUAAUACAAGAAAAUCUCAACAAAACCGAUCGAUAUCAGAGAUCUGCCCUCGGUCAGCAGCCUCUUGUCGAAUAUGAACUUCCAUAUUCAGGAUAG